Messenger RNA from Monomorium pharaonis (pharaoh ant), 7826 nucleotides. Its product is annotated as fatty acid synthase-like. The transcript has 19 exons. Gene Ontology annotation, molecular function: phosphopantetheine binding; oxidoreductase activity; 3-oxoacyl-[acyl-carrier-protein] synthase activity. The record is from RefSeq and is a predicted model, not a curated record. Lineage: Eukaryota; Metazoa; Arthropoda; Insecta; Hymenoptera; Formicidae. Gene Ontology annotation, biological process: fatty acid biosynthetic process. Bases 1247 to 7624 code for a protein of 2125 amino acids.
UUGUCUUUCUUCGUCACAUUUAUUACUUGCAAAAGAACUUAAUUAUACAAAUAACAAUUGCUGUUCGAUCAUUUAAUCGAUGUGGCACUUUUCAUGAGUACUCAUUUUCUCUUACUUUUGUCGCUAUCAGAAUUCAACCCCCGGAAAGCACAUCAAGAAGUGCAUAUUGCUCUUGUUUCGCAAUCGCGUGAAAAUCAAAUUAUAAAAUCAAAACGUAAAUUCUGGUUAUUAUUCUACGUUCAAUGUAGAAAUUUUAAUUAAAAUUUGAUCGUAUAAAGAUUAAACUUAUGUAUCAGCUUUCCUUUUCUUUUUCAUUAUUUCUGUUUUAUUUUACGCCUAUAUGCUUGCGUCGAUUUCAAUAUUGUUUCUUGAAGUCAAAACUCUAUAAUUGAGUCUCCAGAUCUCGCUCUCUAAAGCUCACAGCAUUUACCUAGUCAGAUGAGGUCCCGUUAUCGGGGUAGAAGUAUCUAACCAAAUCCUCACAAGUAAAUAUUUAUGUAGCAAUAAUUUCUAUCACCCUUAAAGCCGCUAGCUCACAAAAAUUCAAGAUUCUUUUAUCCACCUGCAAAUAAAAGGAAUGACAUUCUGAAUCAAUUUAUCCUUUUUUAGCGCAUCAUACGGGGAUAUUGUUUCCUUCUCCCUGGAACUCAUUAUUAGAUAAAAUACUCUGCUUUAACGAUAAUAAUAAGAAAAAUUAUUAUAUAAACUUGCACAUUUCUAUAUUCAUUGUUCCUGUUUUUGUUCACGCGCUCUGCUUAUACUCACAUACAUACAAAUUUAUCUUUAUAAAAGCGUAUACGUAGCUAUUCAAGGCAAGACGUUAAUAUAAUAAUAAUGUAUUUUUUACAAUUAAAAUCGAAUGUUUUUUCGCAUCGGUUAUUCAACUUUAUUUAAAUAUAUUUAUAUUCUCUCCCUUUCUCAUUUGUUUAAACGGAAAUACUUUGAAUUACAAAGUAAUAAAGUUUACAAAAGGGCACAUGACGAUGAUGAACAUUAUAAAAUCUUACUAGCUUAAUACUCAUGUCUGAUAAUAUAAUUUAUGUAAAUAAAUAUUAAUCAUGAUAUAUAAGUUACAGUAGCUUAAAGUCUCGUCAGAGUCAUUCUUUAUUUGUAACUCGAACGAUAUCAGUAAUUGCGAAUAUCAAAAUAAAUUCGACAGUACAUUCGACAGAAAAACAGACAAAGAUAAAUAUACAUAAAAUACACAUAGCAUUUUUUUGGAUUAUCCAAGAAAAUAAUUAAAACUAUGGAAGAAACAUAUGGAUCAUGGAAUGGUAUUAAUUCCGGUGAGGAGAUUGUUAUUUCUGGUAUUGCUGGCAGAUUUCCAGAUUCAGACAAUAUGUAUCAGUUACGAGAUAAUCUUUUUAAUAAAGUUGAUCUUGUCAGAGCAGAUCAUGAUCGGUGGAAUAUGCAUCAUCCGGAUUUUUCAAACCGUAAAGGAACAAUUAGCAAUAUCGAAAAAUUUGAUGCAGAUUUCUUUGGAAUAUCUGUCCAGCAAGCACACGUACUCUCGCCUGACGUAAGAAUGUUAUUAGAACAUUCUUACGAAGCUAUUAUCGAUGCAGGAGUUAAUCCAAAACAACUACGAGGAACAAAUACUGCCGUAAUCAUGGGGCUAGCUUAUAUUGAAUCACAAGUGAAUUUAUUGUUUACUGAUGUUCAGUCAGGUGGUCAGAAUAUUAUUGGAUGUUUCAAAGCUACAACCGCAAACAUGAUUUCACACAUUUUGGAUCUGAAAGGAAUAUCAACUACUAUCGAUUCAGCGUGCAGUUCAAGCUGUUCGGCCAUGGCCGUUGGUUACAAUUAUAUCAUGUCUGGCAAAUGUGAAAAUGCGAUAAUUGGAACUACAAAUAUAUGUUUACAUCCCCUGAUGACCUUACAUUUCGCACGUCUAGGUGUUUUGUCACGUAGUGGUUACUGCAGACCAUUUGACAUCUCUGCAAACGGUUAUUCACGUAGCGACACGGUGGCAGUGAUAUAUCUACAAAAAGCAAAGAAUGCAAAAAGAAUUUAUGCUAUAUGUCCUUAUAUUAAAUUAAAUAGUGAUGGUUACAAAGAGGAAGGAAUAACUCACCCAUCGGCACGCAUGCAAACCACUCUACUAAAAGAAUUUUAUGAUGAAUGCGGAAUACCGUCAACUUGCUUGGAUUACAUUGAGGCACAUGGUACCAGUACGAAAGUUGGUGAUCCUAUGGAAAUCAAUGCACUCUACACUGUUUUCGGUCCCAGUAAAGAAACUCCAUUAAUGAUCGGUUCCGUAAAAUCUAAUAUGGGUCAUUCUGAACCCGCAAGCGGUUUUAGUCAAAUUGCUAAGAUAAUAAUAGCAUUCGAAGCCGGUUUUGUUCCACCAAAUAUCAAUUACACGUCACCACGGCAUGAUAUAGAGCCCUUAUUAAAUGGAACUGUAUGUGUCGUCCAAGAACCAAUGCCAAUUAAGAACGGUUACAUUGGUUUGAAUUCUUUCGGUUUCGGAGGAGCCAACGCUCAUGUGUUAUUAAAAUGGAACGACAAGCAGAAGAUUAAGAAUCGAGCAACGAACGAUGAUCUGCCUAAACUUGUAAUAUUAUCUGGACGCACUGAAGAAUCAGUAAAAUUAUUUUUAAACGACAUUGCUAAUCAAUCGAUAGAUAUAGAAUAUAUCCGUUUAUUGCACGACGUCUAUGCUGACAAUAUAGAUGGUCAUCCAUGGAGAGGAUUCAUUAUACUGAAUAAUUUGAAACAAGAACCAAUAUAUGAAAUUCAAAGUUGUGUCAAUAUGAAAAGACCAGUUUGCUUUAUAUUUUCUGCUUUAGGCUCACAAUGGCCAGGAAUGGGUCAGAAUUUAUUAAAAUUUCACGUCUUUGCAAACACAAUAAGAAGAUGUGAUGAGUUUUUAAAACCAUAUAGUAUAAGUGUCAUGGACAUUUUGACAGAUACAACUCAAAACGUGUACGAAAACGCAUUAUACGCGUUUGUUGGCAUCGUCGCUAUUCAGAUUGGCUUAGUGGACCUUCUAACAUCCUUAGGAAUUACUUCGGAUUACAUGAUAAGUCAUUCUGCUGGUGAACUCGGUUGUGCGUACGCGGAUGAAUGCCUCACCAUUGAACAAACUAUUUUAUCGGCUUACUUUAUCGGUGUUGCAUGUGUCGAAGGAAAAAUAAUUCCCAGCUCUAUGGCACUUGUCAGCAUAAAUUAUAAAAGUCUAAAAGAUAUGUGUCCAACAGAUAUUGAGAUAAUAUGUCGCAAUAGUAAGAAUAGUAGCAUUGUGUGUGGACCCACAAAAGCCGUACAAAAAUUUGUGAAAAAAUUGCAGCUCAAUAAUAUUUACGUGAAAGAAAUCUCCUGCAACAUACCGUAUCACAGUUCUUAUCUUGCAUCCGUGAAAACUCAGCUUUUGUGUAAUUUAAACAAAGUGAUACCAUGGCCGAAGAAACGGAGUCCAAAAUGGAUCAGCUCCUCUGUACCCUGUGCCGAGUGGUUUACCUCAGCAUCCAACUUAUCAUCGGCAGAUUAUCAUACGCGCAGCAUAAUAAACACUGUUCUCUUUGAACAAACGACGCAUCUAAUUCCAAGUAACGCUGUAAUUAUUGAAAUAGCACCAGAAGGCGUUCUCCAGAGUGUUUUAAAGGAAUCCUUACAUCCAAAAGUGAUGAACAUUGUAUUAAAUCAACGUACUGACGUUGAUGUAUUUCUGCAAGAAAUUGGAAAGCUCUAUAAUUGUGGUUUACAGCCGCAAAUCGCCAAUUUAUACCCUCCAGUCGAAUUUCCAGUUAGUCGAGGAACUCCUAUGAUCGCUCCGUCAAUCAGAUGGGAUCAUUCCAAAGAUUGGUUUAUAUUUAAACAUCAAGAACAAAAAUACAAUAAAUUUCGAGAAAGGCACGUUGAAAUCUUACUUCAGAGUGAGGACGAUGAAUUUAUGGGCGGACAUGUUAUAGAUGGAAGGAAUUUAGUACCAGCGACCGGUUAUCUUGCAUUCGUUUGGGAAACUUUUGGCAUGAUGAAAGGAAAAAUAUACACAUCAAUUCCAAUAACAUUCCAGGAUGUACGCUUCAUUCGUGCUACCCAUUUGUCAAAAAAUGAAGCUACAAACUUAAUGAUUGCAAUCCUGAAAGAUGGGAGAUUUGAAAUAACCGAAGGAGAGAGCGUUGUAGUAACUGGUAAAGUAUACGAGUCAUUGAAUCCAGAACAAGAAAUAACUUCUACAGAUAUAUUGUCGGAAAACAACGAAGAAGAACAUAUGACUACCAAAGAUAUUUACAAAGAAUUGAAAUUGCGCGGCUACCAGUAUAGCGGCUUGUUUCGUGGAUUACACAGCGCAUCUAUUUCAGGCAAGAAAGGACACGUCGCUUGGAAAAACAAUUGGGUAACAUUUAUGGAUACCAUGCUACAAAUGCACAUAAUCGGACAUGACACUAGAGAUUUGUAUGUUCCUACGAGUAUUGAAAAAUUGGCGAUUAAUCCUGCGCUUCAUGCUUGGACGGUACAACAAAUUGAAAACCAGGACCCUACGACAAAUACAGAUAAACACGUCUUAUUACCGAUACGAGUAUAUAAAGAGAUCGACACGAUUAUAGCUGGCGGAAUAGAAGUUCGAGGUCUCAAAGCCACUCAAAUCGUUCGCCGGAAAUUGGCUCAAGAUGCUGUUAUCGAGGAAAACAUAUUUGUACCCCAUCAUGAUCGCGCAAAGAUUUCUCUAAGCCAAGCGAUACGAAUAUCCGCGCAACUCGCCUUGGAAGAUCAUCAGGUCACUAAAGUGAAGGCCAUUGAGCUAGUGGAAGAUGACGAUAAUGUCCGUAAUGAUCUGAGCACAUUUUGUUGGGUGGAAAGCGACUUAUCUAUUAAACCUGAUCGUAAAGAUUUGGUAGAUGUUGUCUACUCGUCUCUCAAUUUUAAAGAUGUAAUGGUUGCAACUGGUAGAGUAGUAUUUAAUCGAAUUUUGAGAGGACGGUUAUAUCAAUAUAUUCCUUUGGGAAUGGAAUACGUUGGAUUCGACGUCAACGGGCAACGUGUAAUGGGACUUAACGAUACUGACUGUAUAGCAAAUGUCGUUAAACGUGGCAUUAUAUAUUGGAAUAUUCCGGACGCAUGGACAUUUGAGGAAGCUGCGACGGUUCCAUGCGUUUAUAGCACAAUUUACAUCGCUUUUUACGUUUUUGGAAAAUUAAAAAAAGGUGACAAAGUACUUAUACACUCUGGUACUGGCGGCAUUGGACAGGCAGCUAUUAACGUGGCUCUCAAAGAAGGAUGCGAAGUGUUUACUACCGUGGGCACAAACGAGAAGAGAGAUUUCAUUAAAAAAUUAUUUCCUACAAUUUUAGAUGAACAUAUUGGAAAUUCUCGGGAUACCAGUUUCGAACAAAUGAUAAUGCACCAAACAAACGGCUGCGGCGUCGAUAUCGUGUUGAAUUCAUUGGCAGAAGAAAAAUUAAUAGCAUCUGUUAACUGUUUAGCCCCAAACGGCCGUUUUCUAGAGAUCGGCAAAUUUGAUAUUAUUUCUAACAAUCCUCUAAAUGUGUCCGCGUUUCAAAAAGGAAUUAGUUUUUAUGGGAUUUUAAUCGAUGAAAUGAUAUAUGGAACUCAUAAGAAUAACCACAUUUUGCACAAAAUGAUAACCGAUGGUCUAAAUAACGGAGUCAUCAAGCCAAUUCAAGCAAAAGUUUUUCCGAAAACAGAUAUUGAACAAGCUUUUAGAUACAUGGCAAGUGGAAAACACAUGGGAAAGAUUACUCUAAAUAUACAGAAGAAAGAUAAACUUUCAGACGAGUCUGUUAUCGCGUAUCGUCGCUAUUACUGCUACGCGAACAAAAGUUACGUUAUACUAGGAGGUCUGGGUGGAUUUGGUUUGGAGUUAACCGAUUGGUUGAUAUUUCGGGGUGCCAGAAACAUCGUGCUGGUUUCACGAACUGGAAUAAAAAACGGUUACCAACGCAUGAAGAUUCGACUGUGGGAAUCGUAUGGUGUAAAUGUGCUAAUCAUCAAGAAUAUCGAUGUCGCUGAUCCGAAGGACUGUGAGUACCUCUUGCGAACUGCGGAAAAAAGAGCACCCGUGGAUGCAAUAUUCAAUCUCGCUGUGGUGCUGAGGGAUAACGUUCUGAAAAAUCAAACCGCGACAGCAUUUGCAGAGUCCUUUCAGUCAAAGGCUCGGGCAACGCAAGCCUUGGACAAAUAUUCCAGAAAAAUCUGCUCUAAGCUGCGACACUUUGUAGUGUUCUCUUCCGUUUCUUGCGGCAGAGGUAAUCCUGGGCAGACUAAUUACGGCAUGGCCAACUCCGUUAUGGAAAGAGUGUGCGAAAAGAGAGCGGAGGAAGGAUUACCCGCAUUGGCAAUACAGUGGGGAGCUGUGGGUGACGUAGGCCUCGUCGCUGACAUGCAGGAGGAUGAUAAAGAACUGAUUAUCAGCGGUACUUUGCAACAAAAAAUAACCUGCUGCCUUGACGAGCUCGAUAAGUUAUUACUUCAAAGUCGACCGGUGGUGAGUAGUAUGGUGGUAGCUGAAAAAAAGACGGGAGCCUUCGGACUUGGAAGUCUGAUAGAAACUGUUGCCAGUAUCUUAGAUAUAAAAGACAUAAAAGUUAUAAGUCACAAUAUGUCUCUGGCCGAACUUGGAAUAGACUCCAUGAUGGGCACUGAAAUCAAACAAACUUUAGAACGAGAAUUCGACAUCUUUUUAACUGCACAAGAAAUACGAAAUCUUACUUUUGCAAAACUCAUUAAAAUGUCCAACGCCAGCGAUUAUGAUAUGCAAAAUAAAACGAAAAUCAAUACAGAGAUAGUAGAAGCCAUAAAAUUUCUAGUUGGCAUUGUAAAAGACGCCGAUUUUAUUUCAGAAACUAGUAUUGAACUUUCAAUUGGUAAACAGGAAACUACGACUGAAGUUUUUCUUAUACCAGGUAUAGACGGGUGUGCAACUGUAUUUAAUCAUUUAGCGCCAAAUAUGAAAUUUUCAACAACGUCCCUGCAAUAUAACACAAACAACAUUGAUGCAAACAUUAUAGCGAAGAAGACUGAUCAUCUCGCAAACCACAUUUUAUCAUCAAAGUUGAAAGGUACAAAAGACUUUGUAAUAGUAGGGUACUCCUUUGGAUCUAUUAUCGCAACCGAGUUGACAAGAAGGUUAGAAGCCAUGAACUUUAAAGGCCGUCUGCUUCUUAUCGACGGCGCUCCUGAACAAAUGCAGAUGAUGUACAAUAAUUAUGCGUCAGAUAUGACAGAAAUAGACCUUCAAAAUCGUGUUCUAACUAAUAUUAUGGAUAUUUAUUCGCCAGGAUCUAGUAAAAAGAUUCUAAUGGAACUAAAAAAAUGUAAUACCUGGGAAGAGAGAUACAACAUUUUCUCAAAACAGUUCUUAGCUAUGAAUAAGUUACUCUCACCAACAAAUUUGAAAACGCUGUGUACCACAGUUUAUACACAUUUAUCCAAUGUUCCGAACUAUGACCUUUCUACAUUGUCGCCUAUCAAAUCUCCAAUAACCUUGUUAAAAUGUACAAAUUCUUUCCAUAUUCCCGAGAUUGAAGAAGAUUUUGGUUUGCAGAAGGUAACUCAAAGUGUGGUGAAGGUGCAUUACGUUGAAGGUACUCAUGUGACGAUCUUAAAAAAUGAAAAAGUGUCAGCUGCAAUUAACGGAGAACCACCAUUUACAUUUUGAUUUAAAAAAAACAACAAAUUAUUAUUAAAAUUAUAUGCACUGACGAAUUCUAGGGGAGAAGGUUUGAUUAAAACACCGUCUUUUAUGUUAGAAAAUUAGUUUUACUGAAUCUGUUUAAAAAAUUUAAGUAAAACGAUGCAGGCCGAUUAACGCGGUCAAAUCGUUAUGCAUAAGAUUCACUGUGUUCAAAUUGUUCGAUGUC